Messenger RNA from Strongyloides ratti, 1980 nucleotides. Its product is annotated as Gamma-aminobutyric acid A receptor/Glycine receptor alpha family and Neurotransmitter-gated ion-channel transmembrane domain and Neurotransmitter-gated ion-channel family and Neurotransmitter-gated ion-channel ligand-binding domain-containing protein. Gene Ontology annotation, cellular component: neuron projection; membrane; synapse. The record is from RefSeq and is a predicted model, not a curated record. Gene Ontology annotation, biological process: regulation of membrane potential; signal transduction; chemical synaptic transmission. The transcript has 9 exons. Gene Ontology annotation, molecular function: transmembrane signaling receptor activity; neurotransmitter receptor activity; chloride channel activity. Lineage: Eukaryota; Metazoa; Nematoda; Chromadorea; Rhabditida; Strongyloididae. Bases 1 to 1980 code for a protein of 659 amino acids.
AUGAAUGGAAAUGAGAAGAUUAGACAUAUGGGUGAAAUAAAAAAUAUGAAAAGUCAUACAUUUUCAAAUAAUUUUAAUGAUAAAAAAAUUGAUACAAAUAUUAAUAAUUUUGGGGAAAUUUUUACUAGAAGUGUAAAAGAAAAAAAUGAACAUCCUGAGUAUGAAAAUAUUGAUACAACAAAUUAUAGAAAAGAAAAUGUUGAGUAUCUAAAAGAAGACAUUGAUAAAUAUAUUAAUGUUGAAGCUGAAAUGAAAAAAUAUAAUAAAUUUCAGAAGAAUGAAUUUGAUAAAAAUUAUCCUAUACAUAAUUUAUGUGAUGAUGAACAUAGUGGACAUCAAACUGAUAACCUUUUAUGGUCUGAAUCAGCUGAUCGUUUACUUAAAGUUAUCGGAAAUGGAGUUGUUAAAAAUGGAUAUAAUAUGUUUAUGGCACCUGGGCAGGCUGAGGGAAAGUCAACAAAUGUUAGUGUGGCAAUUUAUAUUGAAUCUAUGUCUUCAUUUAAAGCUCAAACUAUGGAUUUUGAAUUAGAUUUUUAUCUAGCAUUAGCAUUUUAUGAUAGAAGACUAGCUCAUAAUUGUACUCAUCCAAUUUUGGUUGCACAAAAAUUUAUUGCCGAUCGAAUAUGGUUUCCAGAUAUAUAUAUUAUAAAUUCAAAAUUUCUUUUUCAAGAAGUAACAACUCCAAAUUUUAUGGUUUUAGUAUAUCCAGAUGGGUUAAUUUUUAAAAGUAUGAGAGUUGAUGUUACCUUAUCAUGUAUGAUGGAUUUAAAGAAUUUUCCAAUGGAUACACAGUCAUGUCCUAUAACAAUGCAAAGUUACGCUCAUAUAAAUCAAUUAGUACAAUUAAAUUGGCAUGAUGAUCCACCAUUCUUUCCAAUUGGAUCAAAUGAAGAGAUAAAGUUAAAUGAUAUGCAAAUAAUAAGGACAAAUUUUGAAAAAUGUACCGGUCCAUAUCCAAUGUUUCGGGGUUCUGGAGAAUGGUCAUGUAUUAGGGCAUUCAUUGUCAUGAAAAGAUUAGUUUUAUUUCAUGUAAUACAAACAUACCUUCCAACUGGUAUGUUAGUUGUAGUAUCAUGGAUGUCAUUUUGGUUAGAUCCUCGUGCCUCACCAGCCAGAAUUUCAUUAACAAUUACAGGACUUCUUACAUUAACAACAAUGAGUAAUGGUGCUAGGCAGGAUCUUCCUCAAGUUAGUUAUAUUAAAGCAUUGGAUAUAUGGUUAACUUUUAGUCAAGCUCUUAUAUUCUUAGUAUUAAUGGAAUAUUCUUUUGUUAGUUAUUAUAUGACUAAAAAAAAUAUUUAUUGUAAACAUAAAAAUUCAUUUAAAAAUGAAAUUACUAAUAAUGAUAGAAGAAAAAGUUAUACUAUAAGUAAUGGAAAUGGUAAUACUAUAAAAAAUUAUCAUAAAAAGUCAAAUGCUAAAGACUGGAAUAUUGAUGAUAGAGAAAGUGAAAGAAAAAAACGUAGAUUAUUAAGUAAUUCUUUUAGAAAUCGUUCUGAAGAAUGCUUAAAUCGAUUUAGAAAAAAGACUUGUCCCCCUUCAUCUGAUGAAAUGUUAAUUGAUGAAAAAAAAUUUUAUUCAAAUAAUAUAUUUAAUAAUAACAAUGAUUUGAAUCCCUUUUCACUUUCAAAUGGAAUUGGAAAAUGUCUAAAUACAACAGCGAUGUUAUGUGAUAAUGCUACAACUAUGACAGCACCACUAUUUGUGGAUAAAUUUAACAAAAGAGUUUCUAAUGUUUGGUUUGAAGUAGCCAAAGAUAUUGAAACUGCCGCCUUGAUGUCAGGAAAUACAAUCAACGGAAAUAUUCCAUUGAUAGAUUUUAAAUUUGAUGAAAAUAAACCAUGUGUCAAAUGCCAGGAUGAAAAUGAAGAAAAAGCACGUUUAAUUGAUAAAUUUAGUAGAACAGCCUUUCCUACAAUAUUUUUUAUAUUUGUAUGUUGGUAUUGGUGGUACUUUAAUUGGCACAAUCAGACAGAAUAA